AUGACUGUCAAUGAAUAUAACCUUCCCACCUGGAAUAUGGACCCUUGGGUAGGAGCCAUCACCAUUCGCCGUUUUGUGGUCGUCCAGCAGGGAAGAGGAUGUUCGGAUCAACCAGAUCAGGAGCUAUAUGCUAAUCUCUACUCAUCGAAGUACAUUCCCGAACCAUUGCCAGAAGAAACAAGAAUGAACAGUCAGCCCAUACGCCUGAAACUUGAGCAGCUAUCAACAGUACUGCCCAGCGCCGCCCGCAUUCACUUCGGCCGCGUCUAUGAGAUCAAGCAUGAUGUGGAAUUGAACAAUGUUGGUUUGGUCCAUGGCUCAUCCAUGGAUAUACUGUCGUCACAAUUCGAAUACCAUCGUCCGAUAGAUACUCCGAACGGUGUAGCAUCUUCGCCGGACAAGGAUCAGGCAGGUACUCCUGCAAAUGACACAGUCACACAGACUGAUGUUAAGAUUGAGAAAUGA
Molecule: messenger RNA, 465 nt
Organism: Aspergillus costaricaensis CBS 115574
Lineage: Eukaryota; Fungi; Ascomycota; Eurotiomycetes; Eurotiales; Aspergillaceae
Exons: 2
Coding region: 1-465 (154 amino acids)
Source: RefSeq, a predicted model, not a curated record